Messenger RNA from Patiria miniata (bat star), 3640 nucleotides. Its product is annotated as mast/stem cell growth factor receptor-related protein Kit-like. The coding region runs from base 71 to 3037 and encodes 988 amino acids. Gene Ontology annotation, biological process: cell surface receptor protein tyrosine kinase signaling pathway; protein phosphorylation; positive regulation of kinase activity. The record is from RefSeq and is a predicted model, not a curated record. Gene Ontology annotation, molecular function: protein binding; ATP binding; transmembrane receptor protein tyrosine kinase activity. The transcript has 19 exons. Gene Ontology annotation, cellular component: signaling receptor complex. NCBI's taxonomy places the organism in Eukaryota, Metazoa, Echinodermata, Asteroidea, Valvatida, Asterinidae.
CCCUAAUGUGGCAGUUACACUGGAUGUCAACGGUCCCCCUGACACACCUGUGAUCACUCCAAGUUCUCCAAUGACUGAAGAUGCUCUAACUACACUGACGUGUACAGCAGACAUGGGAUAUCCCGAUGACUGGACUCUGGUUUGGUCCAAUGGAGGCUCACCAGGUCCAAGUACGAGCUCGUCAGCAUCAGGUGAUCGCUACAGCUUCACCAGCAUGCUGGACUACACCCAAAGGAGACAGGAUAAUGGAAACAUCAUCACGUGUGUAGCACAGAGAGAUUCAGGAACGCGUAGUAGUGAAGGGACGCUGCCCAUCGACGUACAAUUUUGUGCUGAAGCAGUAAGCGUCAGUUGUCCAUCAAGUACAGCAUCAGGUAGCAUCGUGCAACUAUCGUGCAAUUCAGGCAGCAGCAACCCAGCAACCUCACUUGUUUGGUCCAAGAACAACGUGGACCAGUCUAACCCAAGCCAACCAGUAUUUACUGAUGGAGACUACGAUGGCCGAGAGACAACACUCAGGUUAACAACAGGGGCACUGACCAAGGCAGACAACAGAGCUGUGUACCAAUGCUGCCUUAUAAAGACGUCGCUAUGCACUGUGGAUAUGUGCGACUCAUGCUCCUUGAAUGUUGAAUACCGCCCGGAGUUUUCUUUGCCAACUGUUACGCCGACCGGUCCUAUCGUAGUGGGCGGCAGCUUAGUCCUGUCCUGCAGCGCAGAGGCCAAUCCUCAGCCCCCUGAUUUCAUCACGUGGGAGAAGAUCGGGUCUCCUGACUCCCUAACCUCUGUCUACAGCGAUGGAACAAGCACCCUGACACUAAGCAGCAUCAGCAGGGACCAGGCUGGGUCCUACAGGUGUCGCGGAAACAAUGGUGUACCACCUGUUGUCUUUUCAGGCUCUGUUGACGUCAUUGUGCACUAUGAAGUGAGCAUUCUAAAUAAGGUCGACACAUCAGUGGGGGCCAAAGAUGGUUACGAUGCUACCCUUGUAUGUGAAGGCAAGGGUAAUCCCCUCCCUCGAAUGACAUGGUCGCGUCCAGACGGUGUGGAGUUAAAUAAUGAGACCGACCCUGGAAGGAUAUUUCAGGUCGAUACCAUUCAUGAGGGGGAUGAUGUGUUUGGAUUCACCAUCAGGAGUACCUUGCACAUCAAUCCAGUGACUGGGACUGGAGACUACGGGUCUUACACUUGCAACAGCGGUAAUGGAAUAGGAAUGGUUGACACACUGACCGUUGUGUUGAAUGACAAAGUCACACCGCUGCCACCGCAAGAUGUGUCCGUCGAUCAGGGUACAGUCACAGCGACAUCUGUCACGAUAACAUGGCGUCCUGGCAUCGACGUCGGCGAACCUCAGUGGUUUUAUGUCAACAUCCGGGAAGUUGACACAACGACAGGGUUUGAUCCCAGCACUCGGGUGAGAAUCGCCGAUGGCGUCGUGAUGCACGUGAUUGAGAGUUUGAGUCCGUACACCAAGUAUGAGAUCGAGGUAUAUGCUGAGAAUGCUAAUGGCGUGAGCCAAAACGUCAGAAGGACUGCGACAACUCUACCUGAUACGCCAGAAAAGUUAGAUAUCUCUGUGACCACAAAUCAAGAGACUGGAAUCAUCUCAGUUGGUGGCAUUCCUCAAGAUGGCGACACCCUGUCGUGUUUGCGGCUUGAAGCACGUCUAACCAAUCAAGAUGAUUGGUUUGACUAUGGCGAGUGUCUUGAGACAAACACAGACUUGGCUCUACGUGAGGCUCGAUCUAGAUACUGCUAUGGAGACUUGUGUAGUCAGGCGACUACUGCAAUAACAGUUGCAGGACAGUCGAGUAAUGCAGGAUUGAUCGCAGGCAUUGCAAUUCUGGCCGUCAUGGUAUUAAUCAGCAUUGCACUGAAUGUUGUGGUAAUCAUGUACGUCAAAAGAAGAGGACCACAACCAGAAACCAAGAAACGUAUUUCAAUACCGAAAUUCAAGCCAGAAGACAAACGACCGGUCAUCAAUGAAGCAGAGGAAUACCAAGACUUGGACGUACCCCUACAGAUCCUGGCCGUAGGCGGGAGCCCCAACCCAGCUGCGUCGACCUACGCCAGCAUUUCUGAAACUCUCGCAGAGUUCUCACGAGAAAAGCUGACGAUCGUUCGUGAACUUGGACAAGGCGCCUUCGGGAAGGUUUUACUUGGGAAUGCCAAUGGUAUCGUCCAGCAGGGAACUGUAACGCAAGUGGCUGUCAAAACUCUAAGAGACGAUGCAGAUAUCACGGAGAGAGGCGAUCUGCUCCGGGAAUUGGACUUCAUGAAAAAGCUUCCGAGUCACUCUAAUGUCGUCAAACUCCUCGGAUUCUGCAUUGACAGAGAUCCAAUUUAUAUCAUCAUGGAGUACAUGUCCAAAGGUCAACUCAAGGAACUCUUGACGAGUAGUCGAGGCAAAGGCAAGUUGCAGGUGUAUAGCAACCUGCACGGUAGAAGCAAAUCUCUGACGUCUAAGGACCUCAUCAAGUUCGCUACAGACGUUGCUGAUGGAAUGGCAUUUCUGGCUUCACAGCAGUGCAUUCACAGAGAUUUGGCCGCCCGUAAUGUCCUGGUGGGUGAGAACAUGAUCUGUAAGGUGUCUGAUUUCGGACUCGCUCGUGACGUCAAGAACAUGAGAGUGUACCAACGGAAGUCCGAGGCUCGGUUACCAAUUCGUUGGAUGGCCCUGGAAUCGGUUGUUGAUGACGUGUACACAACAGAGAGUGACCUAUGGUCUUAUGGCAUACUUCUAUGGGAGAUUGUUACUCUUGGUGCUCGUCCUUAUCCCACCAUGAGCUUCAAGACAAUGAUUAGCGAGCUGCAGGAAGGAUACCGCAUGCCGAGACCAGAACAUUGCCAAGAUGAACUCUACCAAAUGAUGCUGGCUUGUUGGGAGGAGGAGCCCACAGCACGACCAUCUUUCACUGAGAUCGGUCAGAAACUUGAGAAACUGCUGGAGGGAGCGCAUGAUUACAUAACUCUGUCAGACUACCAAGAAUUUGACUACGAAGUGACGAUUCCUGAUUCUCCUGAUGAAAAGAUCUGAAACACUGAAGAUGCAUACUUACAGAGAAAGACAGUGGUUACAGCUAGAACAGGUGAUGGACAAUCUGAGCACGCUUACAAUUCUAUCACGAAGGCCCCUUCACUGGCAACAGCAUUGUGCUAGCAAUUCAGAUAAUCUGGCACAGGGCAGUUCAAUGGCAUGCACAAUGGUUUUUCCAUUGUUGAAGGGGAUUUCGUGAGUAUACAGUGAUGACGUGCGUGAAUUUGUCUACAACAAACUUGUAACCAUUUCUUACAUGUACACAUGCUGUGGGCACAAGUGCACGUAUUAUGAUUCCCGCUGCAGUUUUUCUUGUACAAAGUGUACUCUCUGGUUGUAAUACUGGCCCGACACAAUCAAAUGGCUAAAUCUUGGCGAGUUUGUCUUCCUGCACCAGGACUCGGCUAAUGGUUUUUACCAUCCUGAAUACGCCAACGUGGUAGGAGGGUGAGCUAUUAAGGAAAACAGGUUGUAAAGGCUCUGGAAGAAACAAAAGUGCAGUGUUCCCAGUGUUGUAGUACUCGUACUCAGUACUCGUACUCGAGUACUACUCGAGUACUUUUUCUGGAGUACUCGUACUCGUACUCGAAUGUCAAAGUACUC